This is a messenger RNA of Rhinolophus ferrumequinum (greater horseshoe bat), 3841 nucleotides long. It is a transcript of the gene CDHR3, whose product is annotated as cadherin related family member 3. Lineage: Eukaryota; Metazoa; Chordata; Mammalia; Chiroptera; Rhinolophidae. Gene Ontology annotation, biological process: homophilic cell-cell adhesion. Gene Ontology annotation, cellular component: membrane. The transcript has 19 exons. The coding region runs from base 121 to 2784 and encodes 887 amino acids. Gene Ontology annotation, molecular function: calcium ion binding. The record is from RefSeq and is a predicted model, not a curated record.
UUCAUGGCAACAAAACCAGGAGGGGAAGAUGAGUGGCAUCUGGAAUACACUUUAGGUAAAAGGUAGGAUUCUGCUCCUGGAUGAUUUGCUGGAAGUGUGCACAGAGGUCAACUAUCAAAUAUGCAGGAAGCAGUCCUUCUCCUGGUUCUCCUGGGCACCAUGUCAGAGGCAGAGGCGCUACACCUAAUCCAUUUACCUGCUACAAGCAACGUGGCAGAGAAUUCUCCACCUGAGACUUCAGUGCAUGAGUUUUCUGUGAACUUAUCAGCAUCGCUGUCACCUGUGAUCCCAGGGUUUCCCCUGAUAAUCAACUCGAGUCCCCUCACCAAAGCCUUCAGGGUGAACUGGCUGUCAGGCACGGACUUUGAGGUUGUCACCACUGGGAAGGAACAACUAGAUUUUGAAACAGGACCAAAGAUAUUUGAUUUGCAGAUUUACGUUCAGGACGAUGUUGGUGUCACUGACCUGCAGGUCCUUACUGUCCAGGUAACAGAUGUGAAUGAGCCACCUCAAUUUCUAGGCAACUUGGCAAAAGGUCUAAGCCUCUACAUCGUGGAAGGAGCAAACCCUGGAUUCAUUUACCAGGUUGAGGCCUUCGAUCCAGAAGACACAAGUCGAAACACACCCCUCAGUUACUUCCUGAUUUCUCCCACAAAGAGUUUCAUAAUGUCUGCUAAUGGGACCCUCUCCUCCACAACAGAAUUUGACUUUGAAGCAGGAAACAACAGUUACCAUCUCACCGUGGAAGUGACAGACAGCCAAGGGCUCAGAGCUUCCACAUACCUAGAGGUGAACAUUGUGAACAUCAACGAUGAAACCCCGCGCUUUACCAGCUCAACGCGAGUGUAUGUGAUUCCGGAGGAGCUGAGUCUGGGAACCAUUGUGGCCAAUAUCACAGCCGAGGACCCCGACGAUAAAGGUUCUACCAGCUUCCUCCUCUACAGCAUUACAACUGGUAACAGCUAUUUCAGGAUAAAUGAGUUGACUGGUACCAUCCACGUGGCCCACAGGCUAGACCGAGAAGCAGGUGAAUUAAGACACAAUCCCACCAUUUCUCUGGAAGUUCUGGUGAAGGAUAGACCCUUCGGGGGUCAGGAGAAUCGCAUGCAGAUAACCUUCAUGGUGGAAGACAUUAAUGACAACUCUGCUACUUGUAUCAAGUUCACCUUCAGCAUUAAGGUGCCUGAAAGAGCAGCCAAAGGGACUUUGCUUCUGGACCUGAACACGGUCUGCUUUGAUAAUGACAGCGAAGCACCAAACAGCCAAUUCAACUUCACCACACCAUCUGGAGUGGGGAGCAGCAGCCGAUUUUCACAGGACCCAGCUGGCUCUGGGAAAAUUGUGUUGAUUGGUGAUCUAGAUUAUGAAAAUUCAAGUAAUCUAGCAGCCGGCAAUAAAUACGCUGUGACAAUCCAGGUGCAGGAUGUUGCCCCUCCUUACUAUAAAAAUAACAUCUACAUUUAUGUCUUAACAAGCCCAGAAAACGAAUUUCCUCUUGUUUUUGAUCAGCCGUCCUACGUAUUUGACUUGUCAGAAUUAAGCCCAGCUAGAACCCGGGUGGGACAGGUGCGCGCCACUGAUAAAGACUUUCCGCAGAGCAGCGUCGUGUACGCCAUCUCCUCCGGUGGGGCCAGCCUCCAGCGCCCAAACAUAUUUUGGAUUAAUCCCCACACCGGAGAACUCCAGCUGGUGACUAAAGUGGACUACGAAACAACCCCCAUCUAUAUUCUCAGAAUCCAGGCCACCAACAGCGAGAAUACAAGCUCAGUCACUGUUACUGUGAACAUCCUGGAGGAAAAUGAUGAAAAGCCAGUUUGUAUCCCAAACUCUUAUUUCCUGGCCAUCCCAGUGGAUUUGAAAGUUGGCACAAAUAUUCAAAAUUUCAAGCUGCAGUGUACUGAUCGUGAUUCCAGCCCCAGGUCUUUUCGUUAUUCUUUUGGCCCAGGCAACAUCAACAGCCACUUCACCUUCUCUCCCAAUGCUGGGUCCAAUGUCACACGCCUGCUCCUUGCAACUCCCUUUGACUAUACUGGUGGGCUUGAUAAGAUCUGGAACUACAAACUACUCGUCUACAUAACGGAUGACAACUUGCUGUCCAGCAGGAAGAAAGCUGAGGCCCUUGUUGAAACAGGGACAGUGACAUUGAUUAUUAGUGUCAUUCCUUACCCAACCACGAUUGUAACCACGACCACCAGGCCCAAGAUCAUCUAUCAGACCCUGCAGAAAAAUGUUUAUUCUCCAUCGGCAUGGUACGUGCCAUUUGUCAUCACUUUGGGCUCCAUAUUGCUUCUGGGCCUCCUGGUGUCCCUGGUCGUCCUGUUGGCCAAAGCCGUCCACAGACACUGUCCCUGCAAGACUGUGAAGCACAAGAAGCCUCUGGUGAAGAAAGGAGAAAUGAAGAAUACAAGGAGAGAAGUUGUAGUGGAAACAAUCCAGAUGAGCGUGAGCACUGCUUUUGAUGGAGAAGCCGUAGACCCAGUUACUGGAGCAAAAUAUGAAUUCAACUCGAAAACUGGAGCUAGAAAGUGGAAAGAUCCCUUAACACAAAUACCAGAGUGGAAAGCGUCCAGACCCCAGGGAGCUGCUCAGAGCAGAGCUGUCUCUGCAGAAGGGACUGGGCCCCCGAGGAGCACCACCAAGGAAGGAGAUGGGCUGAGUGGCAAAGCACAAGCUGAGGAUGCAGGCCCCGCUGCCAGAAACCAGCAUGGCAAGCCGGGCACUCCAAAGGACAGAAACCCAGCCCUCACACACAGGUCUUCCCCAAAACCUCACCCAGGAAAGUAAGCCUUCUGGGUGCAGGUCUCACAGCAGAGCACAGGGGAGGGACAUUGACUGUUUGAGGGUUGCUGCCUCACCCUAAAUUCUGUGAGGGCAUAUGAGAUGCCAUAGGAGUGAAAAUGUGGCCUGAAGGGAGAUUCAGGGUCCCAAAUGGGAUGUUUAAAACAACAGAAGGGUUUGAUUGCGUAGUUACCUUUUUCUGACACGGCACAGGUGAAAUUUUUCCCAGGUCUCUGUGCUUCUGAUCAGCUGGACUAUUAAGUUUUGGAUGAGGAAUCGUUGUGUUUCUUCUUCUGUUGACUGCUAGGAAGCGCCAUUCAGUUCACCCCCAGGAGGUGCACAGGACUUCCUGACACAAAUGCUGAGGGUCACCUUCACGUCUGAUUUCAUCUUAUUUUGCUGCCCUCAUUUCAGUAUCACCCAGAUUUCUUCACUUGUACAGUUCAACACCAUACACCUUUGCAAGUCACCUCAAAUCUUUUGCAAAAGGAGCAGAGCAGUGAAAACAAUGGGUAUAUAAAUAAUGAGUUACUCAUCUCGGGAGAGGAAAACAAUACACACCUUCUUUUAUUCUUUGUUUAUUGAGGUAUAACUUAUAUUUAAUAAAGUACACGGAUCUAAGGUAUUCAGCUCAGUAAUAGACUCCUCCCAGAGGCAACCGCUCUUAUGAUCUUUAUCAUCAUAGAUCAGUUUUGCUUUCUUGAGUUUAUAUAAAUGGAAUUACACAGAAUGUGCUCUUUUGUGUCUGGUUUUUUUGCUCAGCUCAUGUCUGUGAUACUCAUCCAUUGUACUGCAGAUCAGCAGUCCAGCACAAUUUAGUUUUCCGUUCUAUCCUUGGGUGACUGCUUCAGGUUCUUCACUAAUAUAUAGUCUGCACUAUGCACUUUCUUGUGCAUGUCUUCCGGUGAGCACAAACACGUGUUUCUUCAGAGCAUAUUCCUAGGACUGGAAUUGCUAGAGCCAUUGCUGGAAUUUGCUGAGAAUUCCACAGUUGGUGGCUGCAACCGACACUUGAACCAGCAAUACUUAAGAGUUCUCAUUGCUUUACUUCCUUGCCAACACU